Molecule: messenger RNA, 3218 nt
Organism: Columba livia (rock pigeon)
Lineage: Eukaryota; Metazoa; Chordata; Aves; Columbiformes; Columbidae
Gene: LYPD1
Product: LY6/PLAUR domain containing 1
Exons: 3
Coding region: 356-781 (141 amino acids)
Biological process (GO): acetylcholine receptor signaling pathway
Molecular function (GO): acetylcholine receptor inhibitor activity
Source: RefSeq, a predicted model, not a curated record
UUUGUCUUUGCCGGUCUCCGAAGCGCGGCAGGCGAGGCGCGGGGCGGCUGGUGGGGAUCCCCGCCCCGCUCCGCCGGCAUCACAUGGUGCUGGAGGAGGGAGGGGGAGCCGCCCCCCAGCUCUCGCUUCUCGUACAGUUUCUUACAGUCUCAGCGCUCAACUCCGGCGAGGCUGGAGCGCGGUGCGGGGCUGGGCAGGGCGGGAGCCGGGCGGGCUCCCCCGCCUGCUCCCGGGGCGCCUCUCCGCAGCGGAGGCGGCGAGGAAGCGGCACAAGUGCGCGGCCCCUCUGCUGCCUCCCUCCUGCUGAUGCCCCUUCGCGACUGCACGCCAGCCCGGCGGCCGCGGCUCCGGGAGGAUGCGGCUCUUUCUCCUCGCUGCAACUUUCUGGGGAUUGUGCCUGGCUCCAGGUUUGGGUUUGCAAAUACAGUGCUACCAGUGUGAGGAGUUCCAGCUAAAUAAUGAUUGCUCUGCUCCAGAGUUCAUUGUGAAUUGUACAGUGAAUGUUCAAGAUAUGUGUCAGAAAGAAGUAAUGGAAAAAAGUUUUGGAAUCAUGUAUCGCAAAUCCUGCGCCUCUUCGGCAGCGUGUCUGAUAGCCUCUGCUGGGUACCAGUCCUUUUGCUCUCCCGGGAAGGUGAACUCUGUUUGCAUCAGCUGCUGCAACACUCCGCUCUGCAAUGGACCCCGACCAAAGAAGAGAGGGAAUUCUGGCGUGGUGCCGAGGGCACAAGUGACAACCACCAUUCUGCUCCUUAAAAUGGCUCUUUUGGUUUCGUAUUGCUAAACUUCAAGCAAGUUUUUUGCCGUGGCACAGUUUGUCCUGUCUCCUCCUUUCUUCAAAGACACCACAAUUAUUUUCUGUUUGAUUCCAAAUCCCUGUCAACAGCAAGGGAAGUUCAGUGCUUGUGGGGAGAGAGGGGCUGGUAUUUUUGGCAGCUAAUGAAUUCAGUUAGCAGAUUGAGUUUCCAGUGCGCACUUAAAAAUCCCAGCAGCAGGAUACAGAGCUCCUGCCUUUGUGCAUAAUUGGAAACAAAUCCAUCUGUGUUGUUCCUUUUAAGAUGCAGUCAAUUCCUCGGUCAUUUUAAUUUCCAUGGUUUUUAGUUCAUUGCUAAUCAUUAACUUUGCCUUAUGAAGUCAUACUUGGUGUUCACAAAGGCCGUUCUGUGCGUCUGGGCUGGGCUCUGCACUAGUCUCUAGUGGCACUACUUCCAAGCUGGGCUCUGGUGGUUUAUCUGGACUGCAAUCAGACUUGGUCUCCUUCUGAAAAGUACUCAAGAAAACUUUGUUACUGCCUCUUGUAGAAGAACUGCGCCUAGAGGAGAGGAACAGCAGUGGGCGUAGAGACCGGCUGCUCCUUGUGCUGGAGCUCGUGUUGGCUCUGAGAAACUUCUCCUUGUUGGCGUGCUCUAUGGUCAGGCGGCAGCGGAGGACCUGCAGAAACACGCUGCGGAACUGCUGAGAAGAGAUGUUGUACAGGAGGGGGUUCAGCACCGAGCUGAGGUAGAAGAAGCUGUCGGCGAUGGGAAGAAGAGUGAUGUACGCUCUGAAGUAGGGCACAGUCCAGUCCUGCUUUGGUUUAGCAGCAGCCAUGAUCCUUCUCACCUGGUUUGGCAUCCAGCAUAUUGCCAGAGUUGCAACAAUCAGUCCUGCAAACAGAAAGAGGAAGAAACAAGUGUGCAUAUAUGGGGAAAAAAACCCCAUCAAAUACUUAGUAUCAGUUCUGCACUUACUUGUUAGGAAAUAGUACUGAUUUUUCAGUGUUUUGCUUGACAGCUUUUUCUGCCAGUAGCAUUUUUUUGUUGUUUUUAAUAACUGCUGCAAGGUCAUUGCAGCACAUGCUCUGACAAAAAACUGCAUACUGCUUGGAUAGUGCUUCUUUGUACCCGUUGUCAUUUAUUAGUUUUCAAAGUGUUCUUUCAUUGAUAUCUGUAUCUUUGGAAAUAAUGCAUUUUCAUUUUGGUUUGUGUUCUUGCACUUAUGUCUUUCCCUCUACUUUGGAAAACAAACAAAAUAAAUAGAACCUAUAGCCAUAUUGGAUCAGGCAAUACCCAGAAGAGAUCAGAUUCUUGUUUGUACUUUAAAAAAAAAAGUAUGCAUAAUAUAUUUAGUGUUAUUUUUGGUAAAUUUCCUCUUACAGAAGAUAUUUUUAAGUAAAAUAUGUAUGAUCUUUUUAUGGUAAUUAAGAUAUGUUGGGCUUUCUUAAAAAUCAGAUUCCAGUGGAAUUAAAUAAUGAAUGUAAAUGAGAAAAACCCAAGCCUAGUCAUGAAAGUGUAAGCAGUUUCAGAUGAUAAAUUAUGUUUAAAAAUGUGGUAUCUGACCAUUUUAUAUUUAUAUGUAAAUAUAAAUACAUGUUUCUGCAUCACUAAUAGCAUUAAAAAGGGGGUGACUUAAGUGGUGGAUGUCUGACAGUUCUGCCUCUGGAGCAGCGUUCCCGAGGGUUGCAGCAGCGAAGAAACGGACGGGUGAAUGUGAGCGGGCUGACCUGGGCAGGAGGAAGAGCAGGGGGAAAGAGCUUCUACCACUUCUGCUGCAACAUAAGCACUGGAAAUCUGACAUCUUGCAUGAAAUACCAGGUACACAAAAUAAUUCCACUUGGUGCUCCCCCCCCACCAAGCGUUAUUUGUGAAACACAACACAACCACCAGUUUACUGUUCCUACUUCUUUUCUCUUUGCAGGAAGCAUGCCUGAUACAAACAGGUAGAGGGAGGAGUUGUUGCAGGUUGGUUUCCCUACUGCAGAGGCAUAAAACAGUAGGACAGUAUCCCAAAAGUGCAUAGUUUUCACUUCAGUAGGCCUUGGUUAUAUUUAAUCUCCAGUGUCUAGCCUCCUUUCUCAAGAGAAGCACAGAAACGUUUUCAUUCUUACCUGUCUGGACUAAGUCAGCUUGCUCCCAUGGAACACAUCACUGUAGGAAUGCAAUUCUGAAAUAGUACGCACUAAUUUUUCAAGCCAGGAAAAUGAUACUUCAGUAGUGGGAAGACAUGAAUGUAAGAGGGGGGGAGAGGGUGGGAGAGAGGGCAGAAGAAAAUAAAGAUUUUUCCAUAACUGAAACUGGCAGGGUUAAACAGGGUAUGUCCAAAUGCUUUCCACAACCCCCCCAAGCAAGGAAAAAUAUGAAAUGGUUUUGGUUUUCUUUUUUAAUUAAUUUUCUUAAUGAAAGCUAUAAUUAAACUAAUUUAUGAUCUCACUGAGAUACCAAAUAAAAGCUGUCUUUUUAUCA